Messenger RNA from Cynara cardunculus var. scolymus (artichoke), 378 nucleotides. RefSeq lists its product as uncharacterized. Lineage: Eukaryota; Viridiplantae; Streptophyta; Magnoliopsida; Asterales; Asteraceae. The coding region runs from base 1 to 378 and encodes 125 amino acids. The record is from RefSeq and is a predicted model, not a curated record. The transcript is spliced from 2 exons.
AUGAGGAAUCCAAGUGGUGCUUCUGAACAAGAUAUCAUGAACGAAGCGAAAGAGCUGUUAAAACUUGACAGAUCCUAUAAGAAGGGUUUUAAGUUUAAUCAUGUCUGGGACAUGUUGAAAGACUCCAAAAGUUUAUCAAAUGUCACUGCAUCAACUCAGUAUCAACGACAAAGUCCUUAUCAAUCACCUUCUUCUGGUCCUGGUUCAUCGUCUGGGACAGAUGUCGGUUUACCAUCGUUGACUAUUCACGACGCAGAAGGUACUCAAAGACCAAUUGGUGUCAAAAAGGCAAAAUCAAGGCUCCAAUAUGAUAAUAAGCUAGAGACCUUAGUCAAGGCUAGUAAAAAAAAUGAGCAAACAAAUAGCCAAAAACAAUGA